Molecule: messenger RNA, 1470 nt
Organism: Wasmannia auropunctata (little fire ant)
Lineage: Eukaryota; Metazoa; Arthropoda; Insecta; Hymenoptera; Formicidae
Product: uronyl 2-sulfotransferase-like
Exons: 6
Coding region: 152-1072 (306 amino acids)
Cellular component (GO): membrane
Molecular function (GO): sulfotransferase activity
Source: RefSeq, a predicted model, not a curated record
GACCCACUAACAUUCUCCUCAGUUACUCGGCGGCGCGGCGGCCUCGAUCCGCCGAGUAUCUCUCAGUACAAAGAGAAUCCGCGAAAUUACGUCGGAAGAACGCGGCGUGAAUUCGGCAAAAAAUUUAAUUAAAAAACAAGACGAAAAAAAUAUGCGUCGAAAUCGCGGUCUCCUGUUAUCGCUCACGUGUCUGACGAUAGUCCUCGUCAUUCUGAACACGCGGUCAUCGACGGAGUUACUCGGGUUCGCGAUUACCGCCGAGAAACGCGACGACGGCGGCGCGUCGAAGGAGCAGGAAACGUCGCGUGCCGAUGAUCGAUGGAUCACUCGCAAUCAGACGCAGCGGUACGUCACACCGUCUCUCGCUGAAUUGGGUGACUUGCCGUACAAGCAAAAGUACAUACUCAUGCUGACACGCAUACCCGGCGCGGGCGCCGAGUUGAUGGUGCUGAUCCUGCAGCGGUUGCAAGGAUACAACGCUUUCAAGCACAUACGUCUGCCGCCGGGCGAUCACGGACUCUUGUCGAGUUCGCGGCAGGAGCUACUGGUGGAAGAGAUCACGAGUAUCAUCAGACAAGAAGCUAUUCCUUUAACUUUCGACGGGGACGUAAGGUUUCUGAAUUUCUCGGAAUUCGGACGGCAAGGGCCUACCUUUAUAUCUUUAGUGAGAGAUCCGCUGGAUCCACGAAUCUGGCAAAGGUAUGAAAAGGGAGAGGAAGGAAUGCGCUAUCACGGAGCGAUACCUUACUUUUGUGGGCAGGAUCCGCGUUGUGCGGAACAAAAUUACACGUGGGCGAUGGAGCGAGCUAAAGCAAAUGUUAUUCGAUGGUAUCCUGUUGUUGGCGUACUGGAUUACAUGGAGGAGUCGCUAAACGCGCUUGCAGUGGAAUUUCCUUAUUUUUUUAAGGGCGCUAUCCGUGUCUAUGAUCAUUUUCGACCAAAAGAGAAGCACCCGGCCAUUUCAAGACUACGAGUUAAAGACGCAGCCUUGAGAAAAGGGCUCGCACAAGAGGUAGAGUUUUAUCAAUGGCUCAAGUCUCGACUUCUCAACAAAACUUUCAACAAUGGCUGAAAAUACGAUAAAAACAGAAAAAUCGACUGUAAGAAACUAAUAAUUUUGAGCAACAAUCCUAGCGCGUUAAAAGGAUUAAAGUGGAGAGAAAGUUUAAAAAGUCAUCUCUUAUUUAUAAUCUCAUAAUUAUUGUACCAAAGAAACAAAUGUGAACUUCUCGUGCCAUCUAGAGGUUGAUUCUGCAACUACGUACACCAUCCUACGUGGAGGAUAAAUUCAUUGGCGACUACGUUAUAACGCAAAUGCACGCAACUUUUAUCGAUUGUAGCGCAAAUCGUCUCGUUAGAAUAAUCAUAUAACAAUUGCAGUAGAGCGUAUUCGCAAAUGACGAAGCCGCUACAAUCCUUUCACGUCAAUGUAAUUUAAUAUUUAGUAGAAUAAAUACAGAAGAGUACAAA